Messenger RNA from Trichoderma atroviride IMI 206040, 516 nucleotides. The record is from RefSeq and is a predicted model, not a curated record. NCBI's taxonomy places the organism in Eukaryota, Fungi, Ascomycota, Sordariomycetes, Hypocreales, Hypocreaceae.
GGCGACGCCGUCAGUCAAAGCGGCCGCUCGUCUCGUCACCACACAACCAGCCGCCGCCACAGCCACAAGAAGCGUCGCUCUCGUUCCGACCGCGGCUCUGGCUUCUUUGGCGGCGAGGGCAGCAGCUACCGCAAGAACAAUGGCUCGCGCGGCUCGUUCUUUGGCCUGGGCGGCAACAACAGCCGCUCCAGCCUGUUUGGAAACCGCCGCCCUUCGUACUAUAAGCGCUCUCCCCGCGAGGGCUUCCUGCAGCGCUGCCUCAAGCAGCUCAAGCGCCUCCUCCGCGACCUCCAGCACUACGCCAAGCGCCACCCGUGGAAGGUCUUCUUCCUCGUCAUCGUGCCUCUCGUCACCGGCGGUGCCCUGACGGCGCUGCUCGCGCGCUUCGGCCUCCGCAUCCCGCCGUCCAUCGAGCGCAUGCUGGGCGUGGCCAAACGCGCCGCUACUGGCGAUCCUUUUACCGCCGUCAACGACGCCGUCCGCAUGGCUGGCGAGUACGGCAACGGCAACGGCAGC